AUGAUACUGUUACGGGGAAGCUCAACGGUGCCAGAAAGAUUGUCUGUCCUCUCCAGCAAGGCCAUGGCCCAGGUAAAAGCCCUGACUGGCCCAGAGGUGGUUAGUGGUGGCCAGGCCCAGAGGACAGCCUCUGGGUUGGCUGAGCAUCAUCUGGCAGCUGUAAAUGUAUCAUUAGGUGGCUUGUUGUACCCUGUGGUAGUUGGUAACCUGCAGCCUGUGGACAUUGCCUCCCUGUGCUCCAAAAGCUCAAGUUCAGAAGUGCUGCAGGUCCCAGGGGUGCUCUGUGAGGCUGGCAAACCCCCACAGGCUGGGACGGACCAAAAGGACUGCUACACACAGCAGGCAGGGAGUGGCACCAAUGGCAAUACUGCCUCUUGUAGUCUGGGCCAUGUGAUUUGGAUGAAGACCACAACAGUAAUGGAGACCUUAGAAAAUAAGAAACAAGAGGAAAAGGAGAAGUACCGCCUCCAGCUAGCUAUGUACCGACGGCUUCUGUUGUUGCGCUCCAUCAGGAGUUUGCAUAGGCAGCUGGAGCAACAGCAGGCCAGGUUGCAGGAAUGCUAUGGCAUGGUAAUAAAUACCAAGAAAGAAGUGUUGAAACACAUUUGCUCAGCCUCGCCCUCACCUUCGCCGUAA
Molecule: messenger RNA, 636 nt
Organism: Manacus vitellinus (golden-collared manakin)
Lineage: Eukaryota; Metazoa; Chordata; Aves; Passeriformes; Pipridae
Gene: CUNH1orf216
Product: chromosome unknown C1orf216 homolog
Exons: 2
Coding region: 1-636 (211 amino acids)
Source: RefSeq, a predicted model, not a curated record